Tuber aestivum (summer truffle) is the source of this 539-nucleotide messenger RNA. The record is from the annotation of a GenBank genome assembly. NCBI's taxonomy places the organism in Eukaryota, Fungi, Ascomycota, Pezizomycetes, Pezizales, Tuberaceae.
AUGGCAGAGCCCUUCUCUCUGGCUUCCAGUGGCAUUGCCCUCAUUCACCUCGGCGUGAAGGUUUACAAGCUUUGCGAUGACUACUGCAAUGUAGUCAAGGAGAGCCAACAAGACUUCAAGAAACUGGGGGACGAGAUUAGGGGUAUCGACCGACAGCUGGGCGAAGUGCGAAGUCUUGCUGCACAAGGCGACGAGAACAAUCCGCUAUACCCUGAGCUUCUGGAAUGGACGAAAAAUCAAAGUUUGAAAGAUUAUAAGAGAGCCCUCGAGGAGCUGGAGAAAAAGUUAGAUGUUCCGGAAUGGAGGAAAUCCUCGAGGAAGUUCCUUUGGCCUUUUAGCAAACCCAAAAUGGAACGUUACCUGGGCUUGGUUGAAGAGCAGAGAUCGAAACUUCAUCUCUUGCUAUCCACAGCCACAACGUAGGUUAUACAUUCUUCAAUCCCCUUAGAAUCUGACUUCUCCGCUUCCUUUUCGUUUUGGCGGCAAGGCUAACUGGUUGUUUAGGAAGACGGUAACAAAGGUGUUACGAAAACUAGAUG